Molecule: messenger RNA, 3760 nt
Organism: Physella acuta
Lineage: Eukaryota; Metazoa; Mollusca; Gastropoda; Physidae
Product: serologically defined colon cancer antigen 8 homolog
Biological process (GO): neuron migration; establishment of cell polarity; centrosome cycle
Cellular component (GO): centriole; centrosome
Source: RefSeq, a predicted model, not a curated record
UCAGUAUGUACAAAGAACUGUACAAUUGUCGAACCGGAGAUGUCAACAAACAAGCUCUCACUAGUUACCGUCUUUUAAUUUAAAUUUCAAAAUUCAUAAAAUGUACUAUUUUAGAGAAUAUAAUGAAGGCGCAGAACGUGGGGACUAUGGGCAUUCUGUCAGAGAGAGAGCGUUUGAAAGCAUUGAAGAACUAAGCACAAAUCUAGAUGGGAGCCCAUCAGGUCUGGCAAGUGGAGGGGACUCGAAGCAUUACUUGAGGAAGUCUGUACACCCCAGGAUACUGACUUGGGAGGAUGGAAACAUUGAGGAGCCUCGACACACGGAGGCAGCAACUCAGCUUAAAAACACAUUGUUUGCUUCAAUGUCAGCCCCACCAGGACCUCUGCCAAGUCCAGGAGAGGCUGCGACCCUUCUAAAGAACCAGGUGGUAUACACAGCCCAGCUGGAGGCCGAGGCUCGUUAUGUCAAGGAGGAAAUGGCUGUCAUCAGAAUGAAGCUGGCUGAGGUUUUAGAAGAGAACCGACAGUUACACAAUGAACUCAAGACAACAGUGGUCCACGACAUCCUUAAAGAUGGAGGGGAGAUAAUUGAUGUUAUGGGUAACUUGGACCAAACAUUUGAAUCUUCAGCCUCUGCCAUGACACGACAUGACUUCAAGCGCUGGCAAGUUGAACUGGAAAGAUUGAGUCAACUCCACGCUGCCAAAUGUGAACGUUUAGAGACCCAGUUGGAUUUCUCCAAAUCUGAGGUAGAGAAGCUGGGCCAGAUGGUGGCAGAGCUUAAGGCCCAGCUCAGGGUCCAGGAGUCCAUCCCCACCCACGAGAACGGCUUCUCCCCCCUGACUUUCCUGUCUGAGACAGAGAGAAACGUCACCCACAGGACCAUAGAACAUUUGAGCAAGGAGAGAGAUGAACUGAUGGAUCAUGUGACCUCCCUUAAAGGUCAGUUGAAGGUCAUGUCGCAGCGAGAAGAGGAGGCCUAUCAGCAGAUGAAGAAAGGAAUACAGCUGGUAGAGCAAGCACAGCUGGAGCAGACACAGGCUCUGGUCCAGAAAGAACAAGUGUCUGAUGAGCUGAAGAGAACGAGGGAGAGACUUGACAAUUACAUCAGGGAAUCCCAGACGUUAAUUAGGGCAGAGAGGGAGACGGCGCGGCGAGAAAAUCAAACUCUGGUGGAAGAUCUCAACAGCAAGCUUCAGGAGCUGGGACAACACUACUCCCUGCUGCAGGCCAAGUAUGAGAAGGAGGUCAGGGAGAAGGCUGGUCUCAGCAGUGAGCUGAGUGAGCUCAAGUCACAACUGCGCACCUGUGACAGGGAGGUGACCGUGACAGCAGAGAGCUACAGGACUGAGACGACCAAUGCCUCGCUACAGCGCAACUCUGCCCUGUAUGAGUCCAACAGAUUGAGGUGUGAGCUGGAGACAGCAAGACAUGAAUACGAGCAGGAAAUGAGCCGCAGCAAGAUUGAGGUGGAUGACCUGAGGCAGAGGUUGACCAAGGCUGAGAGAGAGUUGAUCAACUCCAAGGAGGAGUGCAUUCACAUGACAUCCAACAUCCAGGCUUUAGAGAGGGAGCUCCACCUAGCCAAGAUGGCUAGGGACACAAUAGAGAGGUCACGCUUGGAUGACCUGAGGUUGAUACAGAAACAGGCCCAGGACAGGGAACAGGAGGUCACCAUGAGGAUGGAGGAGGCUGAGGACAGACACAACCAGGCCAGCCAUGAGAUGGACACCAUGCUGAUGAAACAAAGCAAGCUGAUCCUCAAGCUGCGGGAGGAGUGCAAGAAGCAGGGCCAGCACCUGGAGAAGACAGUCAAGAAAUACAGGUCAGAGAAUGGGAAGCUGCAACAGACCAACACAGAGCUGACCAAACGCCUAGAACGCUUGAGCCAGCGCCUGACAGAGCUGGAGGACCAGACAGACCAACACACCAGGGUCCACGACAAGAUGAGGGAACGUCUCAAGGUCAUGGACGAACAGGGACAGAACCAGGCAGUUCAGCUUGUUGAAGCUCUAACCAAGUUCAGCCAAGUGACAAGAGAUCGCCAGCUUUUGGCCAGAGAAGUUGAAUUUCUGCGCUCACAGCUGCACCGAGCCAAUCAGGUUUCUCCAGAUAUACUACGCCUCAACUCCUCCUCUAAGGCGUUAGUGGAUGACAUUCUUAACACUAUGACCAAGGAUGAGCGGGACGGAACCAUUUCUCUCAUUCCACAACUUCGCUUUGAGAGAAGUGAUCCUCCAGAAAAAAUUUCUGUGGAAGAUUUACGUCCUGAAUAACACCUUCCACCUCAGACCAUACUCAGUCAUUCAAGAUUGUAAGGAAAAUGUUAUCAAAGUGUAAUGAAAAUGUUUUGAACAUGUCAUGAAAAUGUUAUGGAAGUGUAAGGAAAAUGUUAUGAACGUGUAAGGGAAAUGUUAUGAACGUGUAAGGGAAAUUUUAUGAACGUGUAAGGAAAAUGUUAUGAACGUGUAAGGAAAAUGUGAUGAAAGUGUAAGGAAUAUGGAACUAUCUAUUGCAGUUGAAGAAACUUGUUGAUUGGGGCCCAAUAGAUUGUGAAUGUUUGAUUGGUGGCCAUGGAGUUUGUAACCCUGGUAUUCUUUGUUUGAGUUGAUCCAUUGAUGACAUCCAUUCUACAGCUAGGAUGGCAUACAGCACAUCAAUAUUAGGACAUCGACCACUUUUACCUGGCCACCCUUAGCCUCACCUGGCCACCCUUAGCCUCACCUGGCCACCCUUAGCCUCACCUGGCCACCCUUAGCCUCACCUGGCCACCCUUAGCCUCACCUGGCCACCCUUAGCCUCACCUGGCCACCCUUAGCCUAACCUGAAGUGGCCAGAUACAAUUAUCUGCCCCGGCAGCAUGACUCCUCCUGUCAAUGAUAGCAAUUACACCCCUGUGAUACAGUACAUGGGAUAACAGUUUUAUGAAGUUGCUGUCCAACCAUUUUAUCCUGAGUUGUAUGAUUGCUGAACCACAGAUCUAACCUAGACUGACCACUCAACUAAGAUUACAGUUAACCCUCCGCAGUCCUCUGGUUGCCUUAACUAUGUAUAUAACUUCUAUUUAUGUGUUGUAGUGGAAGCCUCAUUGAGAAUUUGAAGAUACAAGCGAAGCAGGAAUUAGGAAUCUUUAUGGUUGUUUUUUUUUUCUUCAGUACAAGCAACAUAAUUAAUGAAAUCCAAAACAAAUCAAAUGCCUCUGCCAUUGAAUCGGGCUUUUUUUCCCCACGUUUUCUUUAACUUGCUUUCGCGUCUGUUUGUUUGUCUUUCCAUCAAAUCUUGCGAUCGAAAUUUCGGGCACUUCCCAGUUAGCUAGCGCGCUGAAAUUUUCAGGGAAGCUUUGUUUCCGAUGACAAUACAAUAUUCAAUUAUUAUUAUUACUAAAUUGAUCCAUGGAAAAAUUUUAUUGAUCAUUUUAGACUCUUAUUGAUUUGUACAAAAAAGGGACAUAACCUAGUAAUUGUAAUUUGAUAAAAACAAGGUUCGGUACUUUCCCUCUUCUGAAAUCUACUUUUUAGUUCAAUCAGAAAACGUGGGUUUUUUUUUUUUAAAUUUAAUGAUAAUUAUUGCCUAAUAAAGUGACAUUGAAACAGAAAGUAGCUCCAGUGACUGUGCUGAAUUUUUUUGUAGCAUUUAAAAUACAUUUUUUUUAAUAGAAAUAGCAGUAGCAGUAGUGUGGUGUCUUAGUUUUUCACGGAUUAGUGUAAUUUUUAUUUAUUAUUCUAUUUUACCUCAUACAUAAUAAACUCAGACCAAUUUUG